AUGCCAAAGCUUGCUCCUAAGAUUAGCCGCGAUGGCAAGCACAAGAGUCCCCAGUCAAGUGGAAACUCUCAACUUACUGGGUUACCCAAGUCUACAGUAGCUUCUAAAGGCAUUAAAACUACAUCAACACCAAUACAAAUCACGGACAAGCGUGAAGCGCCUGGCCCAUUAGUAAAAGACGAGCUUCCGACAAAGAGUUCGGCCUCCACAGCCCCAGCCAAACGGGUAUUCACCGCUAAGCGGACACUUCCUCCGCAUUUGGUUUCCAAACCCAAUCCGACUCAAAAGCAAUCAGAGCCAGUUGGUAAUAAGCCGGUAACUUCGGCCUCUCCCAUCAGCCCCCAACCAGCUAGGAUUGUUAGCGAUAUUCUACAGACCCUUUCAGAAAUUCCCUUGCCGUUGAAUGCUUCAAACCAAACGGAAGAUGUUAAGGAGUCCCCCCUGGCAGCACCCCAGACAGUUCUUCAAGAACCAAGCAGUGGUCACUCACAUGAUCCUGAUAUUUCCGAUAAGAAGGAGAAGAAUCUCAAGAGGAAGCAAGAUGAUUCCUCCCCACCAGGAGCCUCCCGGGAUUCACACCCUCAAAAGAGUCGCAAGGUUAACCCUACGAAUACUCCUUCCGAAAAGAUUCACGCCGCGUCAUCUAAGACCCAUUCCGAGAAUGAACCGACGCCUGCAAAUCUUGAACCCCGUAUAUCGAAAGGACCCCAGAAAUUAAGCCCAAAGGAUGUUGCUAGACUUGGAGAAUCUACCCAUAGCCAUACUAAAGACUCGACAUACAACCCUACUAACUCUUUUAAUAGCUUGUCGAAUGAUACUAAGAGUAGCAGGCCCGAUACAAUCAAUUCUCGUAAGCCUGAUACUGAUGUGGCCUCUGGUACCAACCGCAAUCAUUCAGCAAGUCACCAGCGGCCACCAAUUGAUAAGGGCAGAAGUGAGACAGACGAUGACACUCCACUUAGAAAGCUGACCAACCCAGCCAAAGCAGCUAAGACUGAUUGGAAUUACCAUAUCUGGACCUUUCCAUCUGGGGAAACCCAGGUCACUUCUGGUGCAUUGCUGCCACGAGGCUACGCCCUUCAUGAUAAUCCUGAUGCUCCGUGGAUAUGCCCGAUACGUUCAUGUCGUGUGCUGUUCUCAAAACUCGAAGGUCUCGGGGCCCACUUCAAUCGUGGCCACAGAGCCUCACUCAUUAACGACAACGGGGACGGCACUUUAUCUAUUAUUAAGAAAUUAAAGGCGGUUGGUGUGGCUAUGCCUGCUGAGGUAGUGUCUCACAAUCCAUUGGAUCCCACUGAACCUCUGAAGGAGCCCUCUCUCAAUUCUCACAUGAAACUGUCUAAAUCUAUUACUCCGUCUUCUCAAACUGGUGAUAAUAGGGACGGACCUGUGAAAGCUCGUAGGUCGAGCAAAACUCUAUCUGCCUCUAGCCUGAUGGGUACAGAAGCUCCCAUGAGAGAAGAUGGUCUAAGGCCCCGCCAACCUAGCACUAUUUCAAAUGCCCAAAAUGGAGUCCAUAUUGGGAGCACAGCACACACAAGUGCCAUAAAUCCAGCACAAGCCCUUGAACUAGAGACAUGGGAGAUCGCACCGGGUCGAAUUCGUGACGAGCAGAGUGAAGCGGUCGAUAAUUUCGCGUUUUCGAAUUCGUACUUGGCCCAAAAUCAAGCCAUCCGGAUAGGCCGUGAUGUUUCUUUCCAGGUCAUCACCAUCAAGCCUGGCACAGUUCACUUCUGGGGUUCUAACGCCAAUAAGCUCCGGCUAUGUUCGGUAGCGUCAGGCAAACUGCAGGUGUCUAUUCAUGGUCAAGACUUCUCAAUGGGCCCUAACGGUAUGAUCAGAAUCAGGCCAGGCGUUGAGUGUACUGCUACGAAUAAGCUGUACAUUGAUGCUACUGUUCACGUUACAACAGUACCUGGAGAUUUGAAUCAAUAA
Molecule: messenger RNA, 1935 nt
Organism: Daldinia childiae
Lineage: Eukaryota; Fungi; Ascomycota; Sordariomycetes; Xylariales; Hypoxylaceae
Exons: 6
Coding region: 1-1935 (644 amino acids)
Source: RefSeq, a predicted model, not a curated record